This is a messenger RNA of Paramacrobiotus metropolitanus, 1448 nucleotides long. Its product is annotated as very-long-chain 3-oxoacyl-CoA reductase-B-like. The record is from RefSeq and is a predicted model, not a curated record. Lineage: Eukaryota; Metazoa; Tardigrada; Eutardigrada; Parachela; Macrobiotidae. Gene Ontology annotation, molecular function: oxidoreductase activity. Gene Ontology annotation, cellular component: endoplasmic reticulum. The transcript is spliced from 11 exons. The coding region runs from base 372 to 1208 and encodes 278 amino acids.
UGCAGUAUAGUACUUCUCUUAAUAUAAACAUUAGACGUACAGGUGUUAAACACCGGUGUGUUGAUCAUACCCAUACAGUACGCGAGGCGAUUCCCGGUGUCUUUCUGUACUCGUAAACAACAAGUACGUCAUCUGCAAAGACCCGCAAGUGAAAAACAUUGCUCGUUUACCCUUCUGAACACCUGCUCAUCCCCUUACUGCAACAUGCUAGCCCAAACACGUAACGCUCUGGAUAGCGUCCACGAAGCCGUCUUCGAUCAUAUGCCUGCCGGACUGCGCGUCUACUUCUACCAUGAAAGCUCCUUCAUCCAGCGCGCCAAACCCAUCUUCACCGUGGUUGGCGGAGUGACACUGGCCUACUUGUCCGCCAAAUGGGCCGUUUCUCUGGGAAAAGCGUUUGUUACGUACGGUUUGGCUGUGCCGUUGAAUCUCGGAGCGGAUUUAAAAAAAUCAGGAGAAUGGGCGGUCGUUACGGGAGCAAACGACGGGAUCGGAAAGGAAUUUGCGAUUCAGUUGGCCGAAAAGGCCUUAAUGUCGUUCUGAUUGCCCGGAACCUCGACAAAACGGAAGCCGUUGCUCGAGAUAUCAGUACCCGGUUCAACAUUCAGACCAAAGUUAUUUCACUCGACAUCGGCAAAAUGGGACCGGAAAACGUUCACCAGAUGCGCAACGAACUGCAGAAUCUCAAUAUCGCCCUGCUAGUAAACAACGCCGGUACUGCCGCGGGAGUAGGGAAUUUCCUUACCACCGGAUCCGACGAAGAUGUGGCCGGCAUUGUAAAUCUCAACGCGCGCGGUGUCGUGAUGAUAAGCCGCGCUGUCCUGCCGUUGAUGAUUGCCAAGAAAAAGGGUGAAAAGCGCUAUGUGAUCAAUGUGGGCGCUAUUUUCGGGGGAGUUAACCCCUCGCCCGGGUUAACGGUGUACGGCGCGACCAAGGCAUUCCUGGACUCAUUCUCCAUCGCGCUUCACCAUGAAUAUAAGGAUCAGGGAAUUUUUGUCCAGAGUUAUAUUCCUGGAGCUACGAAAACCAGUUUAAUGUUCAAAGAACUGGAAGGUCAUCCGCUGGUCGCCAUGCCGGAGCAAGCAGUGGCCGGCGCGUUGGCACAUCUCGGUCUCCGUUCUCGUACUUACGGCCACUGGAAAACUGCCCUUUGUGGGUGGUAUCAUUCCUGGAAGAACGUUAACGAAGCCUACAUUCCCCAUGUUUGAGUAGAAUAUUUGCUCACAGCUCGUCUUCUCCUGCCACAAUCGUGCUAAUUUAAGUUACAGUUAUUACCUUGGGAUGUUUUGAGUUUUUUUCCAAUUAACUACAUAUUUUUUAAAGCGCCUGCGUUUUACGAUAUUUAUUAAUUUUAUAUUCUGGGAGUAACUUGCAUUCCGUUUGCAUUCCAUGAUGCUUAAUAAUGGUGGUGAUGGAUUAAAACAGAAAUGUUUAAGUGAAAGCUAAAA